Molecule: messenger RNA, 1726 nt
Organism: Dromaius novaehollandiae (emu)
Lineage: Eukaryota; Metazoa; Chordata; Aves; Casuariiformes; Dromaiidae
Product: keratin, type I cytoskeletal 15-like
Exons: 8
Coding region: 87-1424 (445 amino acids)
Biological process (GO): epithelial cell differentiation; intermediate filament organization
Cellular component (GO): keratin filament; cytoskeleton
Molecular function (GO): structural molecule activity
Source: RefSeq, a predicted model, not a curated record
CAGAAAGGCUGCAGUCUCAUCUUCUGUAUCCAGCUGUGCAGCAGGCUUCGGGGUUGGGCUUGGACACCUUAUUGCUUUCUUUCACCAUGAGCUGCAGCAUCAAGAGAACGUCCAGCACUUCUUACAGAAGCGGUGGAGGGGGAGGCCUCUGUGGCGGGGGCAGUGGCAGGAGUUCCUCCAGCUCCUCCAGGCGAUAUGCCUCCUCUGUGAUAGGCGGUGGAAGCUAUGGCGGGGGAGCAUGCGGCAUUAGCUAUGGAGGGCCCAUGUAUGCUGGCGGCCUUGCUUGUGGCUUCGGUGGAGGCCUGGGAGGUGGCUUUGGUGGUGGUCUGGGCGGAGGCUUUGCUGCUGGGGGCGAUGUCCUUCUGAGCGGCAAUGAGAAGGUCACCAUGCAGAACCUGAAUGACCGCCUGGCUUCUUACCUGGAGAAGGUGCGAAGACUGGAGGAGGAAAAUGCUCAGCUUGAGCAGUACAUUCGGGAGUGGUACAGGAAACAAGCUCCCAGUGUCUCAAAGGACUACUCCUCCUACUACCAGACCAUCGAACAACUCCAGAAUCAGAUCAUUUCUGCCACUGUGGACAACAACAAACUGCUUCUGGACAUCGACAACAGCAAGAUGACUGCUGACGACUUCCGAAUGAAGUAUGAGAACGAACUGGUCAUUCGUCAAAGUGUGGAGGCUGAUAUCAAUGGCUUGAGAAAUCUCAUGGAUGAGCUGACUCUGGUUAGGUCUUCUCUGGAAUCAGAGCUGGAGUCCCUGAAGGAUGAGCUGAUUGCUCUUAAGAGAAACCAUGAAGAGGAGAUGAGGCAGCUGCAGUCCCAAACUGGUGGCGACGUGAGCGUGGAGGUCAAUGCUGCUCCUGGCGAAGAUCUGACAAAGACACUAAACGACCUGAGAAACGAAUACGAGCAGAUCAUUGAGAAGAACCGCAGAGAGGUUGAACAGUGGUAUGAAGUCAAGAUUGAAGAAGUCAAUCGGCAGGUCACCUCUAGCAGUCAGGACAUCCAGACAAGCAGCCACCAGCUCACCGAACUGAGACGCGAAAUGCAGAACCUGGAGAUUGAACUGCAGGCACAGCUCAGCACGAAAAACUCUCUGGAAAACUCCUUGGCAGAAACCGAAUCUCGCUAUGGCUUCCUGCUGCAACAAAUCCAAGGCCAGAUUAACUCUGUAGAGGAGGAGCUGGCCAGUAUUCGGUGUGAGAUGGAGAGUCAGAACCAAGAAUACAAGAUGCUCCUGGGCAUCAAGACCCGCCUGGAACAGGAGAUUGCUCAGUACCGGGCACUGCUGCAGGAGGGACAGCAAGACAUUGUCAUGUCUCAAGGGUCUGUCCAAGGAGGGGGAGGAUCCUGCCAUUCCUACUCUUCCACUUCCUACUCUCAAAGUCAGUAUGGUGACAAGACAGGGCAGUCAAGAGUGUGUUAGGAUACAAGUAAUGACGCUGGUGUCCUCUGAUCUACUUACCACUGUCUGACCAACCCGGUGUACAAGGAGAUAACACACACAGCACAUUCACUGUGUGCCUCCACGACUGCUCCACGGAUCGCUCCACAAAAGUUAUUCAUGAAGCUAAGAUGACUCCUCUCUAGGCCUCUUCUAAAACUACCUACUUCUUCCUUUUUGCAUUGUUCUUCAUAUGCAAUCACUGUAAUCUAUAUUCAUUAAUCUGCACUGAAGUUGAUAGCUAUCUCUAAUAAAACUUUACUUUUCUGCAAUGCAAAGAAAAA